AUGCCUUUGAUCGUCCCUGCUCUGCGUAUGGCCUACGUCUUCAUAAAUGUAUUCGACACAUUCAAGACUCUAAGGCUGCCACCUCCUUCAAGCAAGAAUAACGGCCAGCCAAGCGCACGCGCGAUGAGCCAAAGAAAACGCGCGAUGAAAGGUUGUAUGUCUGUCUGGAUCGUAUGGGGCUGCUUCGCCGUGUACGAACGAACAGUCGAUUCCAUGGUCAGACUCUUUGUUCCCUUCUACGAUGAGGUGAAAUCCCUAGUCAUCCUGUUCUUCCUCUUCACGAGGGCUCGUGGGGCAGAGCCCAUUUUUCUUCACGUGGUGCGGCCAUUCAUCAAGCCUUAUGCUGCCACCCUCGACGCGUCACUGGAGUUCGCGUCUACCUUUGGCGACCUCUUCAUCCUCUUCACUAUGAUCCCCGUCCAUUUCGUCCUAAAUCACUAUAGACGAUGGACUUCCUCGGGCGCAAACUGA
Messenger RNA from Postia placenta MAD-698-R-SB12, 471 nucleotides. RefSeq lists its product as hypothetical. NCBI's taxonomy places the organism in Eukaryota, Fungi, Basidiomycota, Agaricomycetes, Polyporales, Adustoporiaceae. The coding region runs from base 1 to 471 and encodes 156 amino acids. The transcript is spliced from 4 exons. The record is from RefSeq and is a predicted model, not a curated record.